AUGAGUUUAAUAAUUAGAUAUCCAUAUAAAGGGAUUAUAAAGGAAUGCUUCAUGGGUUUUAUUAACUGCCAUGAUAUUUAUGAUGCCACUGCAACUGACGAUGAUACAAUUGAACAGGUUGAGGGGAAUCCAGAGACAUUUGAACCAAAGCUCACUGGUGAUAUAUUGGGAGAAGUUGUGGUAAAUAUGUUGAAGAGUUUGACAUUAAAUUUAAAAAACUGUGUUGGAAUAGGCACUGAUGGAUGUGCAGUUAUGGUGUCUAUUGCAAGAGGUGCUGUCAAAAAAGUCCAAUCGCAUGCAACAAAUACUUUACAUUGCCCAUGUUCAAACCAUGCAUUAAACCUAUCAAUAUCUAAAUCAUCUAAUGUACAAGUAAUCCGUAAUACCAUAGGGAUAGUCACAGAUGUAAUUUCUUUUUUUAAUUUGUCGUUUAAACGCAAUUUUGUCUUAAAAAAAGUUUUAAAUCACAAACCACAUCUAAAAAGUUUGUGUGAGACAAGAUGGGUAGAACGCCAUGAUUGUAUCAUGAUUUUCAAAUCUUCUUUGUCUGAUAUUGUAGAAUCUUUAUCAUUAAUUUCGAAUUGGCAAGAACAAAUUUCUUCAUCAAAAGCAAAAAUAUUAUUGUUGGCACUUUGUACAUGUGAAUUUAUUAAUGGACUGCAGUGUCUAUCAAGUGUAUUGUGCGUGACAUCUAAGAUCAGUAAACUACUACAAGCAGAAUGGCAAGAUGUAUGUCAAACUAAAGAAAUUAUAACUGAUGUUAUUAAUAAUCUUGAAGAAAAGAGAAAAAACUCUAUUGAAAAUUUCCAUGAACUCUAUAUUGAAACAAAAGAAAUUAUGUUGAACUUAGAAGUCGAAGAAAAACUGCCUCGUUUAAUUGGUCGUCAAACUAAAAGACCUAACUAUCCUGUUUCAUCAGUUGAAGAGUAUUACAGAGUGGCAGUAUAUAUUUCUCUGGUAGAAAAUAUAUUAAAUUAUAUGAAGGAAAGAUUUAAUAAUGAAAAAAAUCAAACUUUUUUAUUUUUAUCUCAACUUACUCCUAAAAACAUUAUUAAAACUAACAAUGAUGAUAUUGUUAAAGUAGUUGAUGUCAUUAAAAAAUAUUAUACAUUUGAAGAUAUGGAUUUUAUUGAUUUGGAAGAAAUGAACCUUAAAACUGAAAUUAACUUAUGGAAAUCUAAGUGGAUAAGAAUAAAAGAUGAAGGUGGACAUGUCAACCUAGAUGUCAUCACUUCUGCGGAAACUUGUAAUGAGAUACUUUAUCCAACUGUAAAGAAGUUGCUUUUUAUUUUAGCAUGCUUGCCUGUUAGUGUUGCCUCAGCUGAAAGAUCAUUUUCUACUCUUAGAAGAUUAAAAACAUGGCUUAGAUCAACAAUGGGGCAAAAUAGAUUAAGCGGAUUGGCUUUAUUGCAUGUGCACAGAUCAAUAAGUAUAAAUAUUGACAAAAUUAUUGAUAAAUUUUCACAAAUGAAAAAAAGAAAUAUUGAUUUUAUAAUUUAA
Molecule: messenger RNA, 1500 nt
Organism: Melanaphis sacchari
Lineage: Eukaryota; Metazoa; Arthropoda; Insecta; Hemiptera; Aphididae
Product: zinc finger MYM-type protein 1-like
Exons: 3
Coding region: 1-1500 (499 amino acids)
Molecular function (GO): protein dimerization activity
Source: RefSeq, a predicted model, not a curated record